GCUGCUGUUUCCACUGAUACCUUCCUGGCUGACUGACAAGAUGAAGACUCCCUUCAUUUUAGUGACUCUGCUCUGUUUCUGUGCUGGCAGCUUUGGAUGUGACUCAGGACUUCGGUUGGAAUGGGACUUUCCAGGUUCAGACAUCAACAUCCUUUUCUCUCCAGAUGCUCAACACUGUCAGUUCCUCUGCACUCAGGAGGCGACUUGUCUCUUUUGGGCGUUUAUUGGUCCUGACUGCCUGGUUGAUGACAGACACUACCACUGCUUCCUUAAGGCCACGCCGUCAGGAAAACCAGAAAAACAGAAUCCCAAGCAGGGCACCACUGCCGGUUAUUCUCUGAAGUCCUGCAAUCCACUACCACCUCUGUCACUAUCCAAAGUUUAUGAGGAUGUGAAUUUCCCCGGAGCGGACUACAGGACCUUCUUCACAGUGGAUUACAAGGUGUGUCAGAAAGCCUGCACCGAUGAUCCUUUCUGCCAGUUCUUCUCGUACCACAAUGAGAAGUAUAGCGACAUAAAUGUCCGGUACAAGUGCUACCUUAAAUACAGCUGGUCAGUACCAAGAACCCCAUCUGUCGUAGCUAGUGCUGACAGAAUAUCUGGAUUUUCUCGUGAAUUACAAAUAAUUCCCUCCUCUCAAACAGAGUGUCAGCGCACACUUUUUGUAAACACUGACUUUCCUGGUUACGACAUCGCAGUUCACCAAGCUGGCUCACCUGAACUGUGUCAGGUGUUGUGCUCCGCUCACCCACAAUGCUCUUACUUCUCUUUUGUCAGCAACGAAUUUAAAUGUUAUCUGAAGAACAAUCAAAAUGAAAUGGUCCCAAAAUAUGUGAGUGGUAUCACAUCUGGGCUGCCAUCGCAAUCCUGUCCGCUGCGUAACGAGACGAAUCCAUUCUCACCAAAUCACCUUACAAUGUAUGAAGGAAUAGAUUUCCCAUACUCGGACCUUCGCUAUUUCUCACUGAACAACGCUGAGUCGUGUGAGAGCGCCUGCACCUCGGACCCCAACUGCCAGUUCUACAGCUACAUUACCUCAAGCCAUCUCUGCUAUCUAAAGCGUGUCAUCACCAUGCCCGCUCCUCCCAAAGUGACCAACCAGGCUAACGUGGUGUCGGGCUUCACCCUGAGGAAGAGUUUCCUUUGAAUCCUUUGAAUCCUGCAGCUGCAUUAAACUUUU
This is a messenger RNA of Gambusia affinis (western mosquitofish), 1180 nucleotides long. RefSeq names its product coagulation factor XI-like. The coding region runs from base 41 to 1147 and encodes 368 amino acids. NCBI's taxonomy places the organism in Eukaryota, Metazoa, Chordata, Actinopteri, Cyprinodontiformes, Poeciliidae. Gene Ontology annotation, molecular function: protein binding. Gene Ontology annotation, biological process: proteolysis. The transcript is spliced from 9 exons. The record is from RefSeq and is a predicted model, not a curated record. Gene Ontology annotation, cellular component: extracellular region.